Molecule: messenger RNA, 7097 nt
Organism: Eubalaena glacialis (North Atlantic right whale)
Lineage: Eukaryota; Metazoa; Chordata; Mammalia; Artiodactyla; Balaenidae
Gene: KNL1
Product: kinetochore scaffold 1
Exons: 26
Coding region: 61-7092 (2343 amino acids)
Biological process (GO): attachment of spindle microtubules to kinetochore; protein localization to kinetochore; cell division
Cellular component (GO): nucleus
Source: RefSeq, a predicted model, not a curated record
CACUCCUACAGCCAGGCUGCCUCGGAACUCGCUGGGCUCAGAAACGGUUUUUCUUCGAAAAUGGAUGGGAUGUCUUCAGAGGCUAAUGAAGAAAAUGACAAUGUAGAGAGACCUGUUAGAAGACGACAUUCCUCAAUUUUGAAACCCCCAAGGAGUCCUCUUCAGGACCUCAGAGGUGGGAAUGGGAAUGAAACUGUUCAGGAAUCCAAUGCUUUGAGAAAUAAGAAAAACUCUCGUCGAGUCAGCUUUGCAGAUACUAUAAAAGUAUUCCAGACAGACCCUCAUAUGAAAAUAGUGAAAAAGUCAGAAAUUUCAGAAACAGAAGCAGGAGGAAAUGUUCUAUUUAUGCAGAAUAAGAAUCCAGAAGAUAACUACUGUGAGAUAACUGGGAUGAAUACAUUGCUUUGUGCUCCCAUUCAGACCCAGAUGCCCCAGAGAGAGAUUUCAAUUACAGAAUACAACCAUGAAAGGAAACAUGCAAAUGACCAGACAGUCAUCUUUUCAGAUGAAAACCAGAUGGACCUGACAGCAAGUCACACUGUGAUGAUUACCAAAGGCCUUUUAGAUUGUACCAAAAGUGAAAAAUCAACCAAGAUAGAUACCACAUCAUUUCUGGCUAACUUAAAGCUCCACAUUGAGGAUGCAAGAAUGAAGAAAGAAUUAAAUUUUUCUAGGGAUCAAAGCACUUCUUCAGAAAAGAAAAUAAAUUUCAAUGACUUCGUAAAAAGAUUGAAAACAGGAAAAUCGAAUGCUUCUCCUUUUACAGGACCUGAUAAAGAAAAUUCUGAGAUGCCUAUUCAUUCCAAAGAAUCAAAUAGGGCCUCUUCUAUGCACCAAAUGCAUGUAUCUCUUAGUGUAGAUGAAAAUAGCAGUAAUAUGACUAGACUCUUUAGAGAACAAGAUGAUGGGAUGAAUUUUACCCAGUGUCAUACAGCCAAUAUUCAGACUUUGGUUCCCACAUCCAGUGAGCCCAGCUUAAGGGAAUUUAAAGGUGAUGAUAUUACAACUUAUGGCAAUGACUUUAUGGACCUGACAAUUAACCACACUAUACAGAAGUUACCUUCAGCAGAUAAUCUGUCUGAAAUAGAAAAUCAAACUCAGAAUGUCAUGAUGGAUGUUUCAACAGGUCAUGGAGCUAAAGCACUAGGACAGAAGACAGUCUUUAAGGAUAAACCGAAUGAUGCUUUUCAGGACCCUUCCUUAAACCCUGAAGGUGACAUACAUAUUACCAGCAGUCAUAUUACAGGGAGAGAAAUUCAGACAGUCACAGAGACUUCCAACCAGGAUGUCAGAACAUUGGCCAUGAUCCCAGAAUCUAAACAUUCCAGUUCAGCUAUUCAAGAUUAUAAGACAUUUUUCUAUUCUAGUUGUAAUGAUGCCAUGGAACUGACCAAGUGUUUCUCAAGUAUGAGAGAGGAGAAGAAUUUGCUAAAGCAUGACAGGAGUUAUUCUAAAAUGUAUCCCAAUCCAGAUGCCAUCUCUCUUCUCAGAGAGAAUACUAUUUAUUUGGGAGAAGAAAGCAUGGACAUUACCAAGAGUCACACAGUUGCAAUAGAUAAUCAAAUUUUUAAACAAGUUCAGACAAAUGUACAGAUAGCAGCUGCACCAGUAUCUGAAAAAGAAAUGAUAAUCCAAAAUCACAUAAUCGUGUCAGAGGAUGGGGAAAUGAAUAUAAAUUAUAGCUCAGUUCCUCAUGUAUCUAAGGAAAGAUUACAGCACAGCCUGGAAAAUCCUUUAUUUAUUUCAUUGACUGACAAAAGGACUGAAAUCUUCACAGAUGAAAAUAUGGAUUUGACUAAAAGUCACAUAGCUAAUGUAGGAAGUCAGUUUCCUCUUGCAUCUUACAGUCUGGCAUCUGAGAAUACCAGUAAAUCUCACUCUCACAGCAUAAGCCCUUCAGGUGAAUGGGAAGAAAUGACCAAAGGUCAUAUUGAACCAUCGCAACAACCAAACAUAAUAUCUAAAAACAUCCCAACUGACACCUGGGACAAAGGAAAAGAUCAAGUUUUGAAUAUUUCACCCUAUCUUGAUAAAGAUUCUCCUCAGUCACCUGAUAUUAACCAGAACAUAGCAACAAGCCAUAAUAUAGUAUACUCUGGUGGGGAUCUUGAUAAACAAGUACCACUGAGAAAUAAUAGAAAUACAGUUUCUUGUGAGCAAUCUUUGUUUCCUACUACAAAGCCAUUGUUUUCAUCAGAAGGACAGGCUGCCAUGAGAAAUCAUAAUACUGCUGUUAACAGUCAAACAGUGAAAUCUGUACCAGACCAGAAUUCUAAACUGCCUGAGCCACUGAGGAAAAGUUUAGGCAGUCCUACACCUGACUGUUUUCAUGACAAGAUAAUUAUUUGUUCAGAGAAGGAGCAAAAUAUGGACCUAACCAAGAGUCACACUGUUGUCAUUGGAUUUGGUCCUUCUGAAGUACUAGAACUAGGUAAGACUAAUUUAGAAAACACUAACAACCAGCUAACAACAGUAAACAGACAGAAAGCUGUAAAAGUUGAAAAAUGUAAUGAAAGUCCAAUAGAAAAAACUGGAGUAUUUAUUUCUAAUGAUAUCAUGGGUGUGUUGAAGGACAAAACUGGAAUUCUGAAUGAAAAGCAAGAUGUCAAAAUUUGUGAAAGGAAAAGUCUUGGCAGACUAAAAAUUGAUAAGACUGUUGUAUUUUCUGAGGGAGAUGAGAAUGAUAUGGAUAUCACCAAGAGUUAUACAGUGGAAAUAAAUCAUAGACCUUUACUAGAUGAACAUGAUUCCCAUUUGGUGCCUUUGGCAGGAACUUCUAAAACUGUUUUGUAUACAUGUGGGCAGGAUGACAUGGAAGUCACCAGAAGUCACACAACUGCUAUAGAAUGUAAAACUAUCUCACCAGAUAAAAUAACUACUAGGCCUGUGGACAAAACUGUAAUGUUUAUAGAUAAUCACGAUGAACUAGAGAUGACAAAGUCCCAUACUGUUUUCAUUGACUACCAAGCAAAGGAGAAAACUGUGCUUCCAGACAGCCCUAACUUUGAACUAUCCAAAAGAAAAAGCCUAGAAAAAUCAAAAGUGACACCUAAUCCUGCUAAGGAGGGUGUUUUCUUUCCGGACAAUGGUGAAAGUGAUCAUUCAGUAGCAAAAGUCAGCCAGCUAACAUUACUGGGGGAAUGGUCUAAUAGUGAUCCUUUAGAGAAAGCUGAAGCAUUUAUAUCUGAUGAUAACAUAGAAGUGUCUAAAUCAACCAUUUGGAAAAAUGACAAAGAUGUACAAAAGCCUGGAUUUCUGAAUGAAUCUCUAUCAGGCAAAAGUCAGAGAAGGAAGAGCCUUAAAUUCAAAAAUGGCAAGACCAUUGCAUUUUCAAAGAAUGACAGAAAUGAUAUGGAUGUCAUCCAGAGUCGUACAGUGGAAAUAAAUAACAAAGGUGUCCUGGAAGAUAGAGAGGACUCCCAUUGGGUGCCUUUGGAAGGAACUUCUAAUACUGUUUUACAUACAUGUGGGCAGGAUGAUAUGGAGAUUACCAGAAGUCAUACAACUGCCUUAGAAUAUAAACCUCUCUCACCAGAUAAAAGAACCACUGGGCCUAUGAACAAAACUGUUAUGUUUGUAGAUAAUCACAGUGAUCUGGAAGUUACUAAGUCUCACACUGUUUUCAUUGAUUGUCAAGCCAUGGAGAAAAUACUUCAAGAGUACCCUAAAUUUGGAAUAGCAAAAGGAAAAACCUUGGGUGUUUCUUUUCCUAAGGAUGGUGGCUCUGUUCAAGAAAUCACUAAAGAACAAGCACUGGCUAUAGAAAACAAAAUUGUUCUUCACACUGAGCAAAAGCAUCAUGUGAUACCCUUUGUUCCUACAUUGUCUGGGGGUCAAGGUGAGACAGAAAUCAAAUUCCAUAGCACUGCUGUGGAUGAAGAGGUCAUGAAAGUGGCAGUCCAGGCCCAUGUAUUGGAAAAAGCCAAAAUUGAAAGCUGUCACUUAAAUAGUACAGAUAGAAGAAAUGUGGGUUUUACAGGCAGUUCUGCAGCUGCUAUUUGUGGAUCCAGUGAUAAUUAUUCCUGUUUACCUAGUGUUGUUUCCUUUUUUGAUAAUUUGGAGGAGAAUGGCAUGCCCUUAUGUGAUAAAGAUGAUGUAAAAGCCAGUCAUUGCCCAGUGCAAAAUGAUCUUCCUUAUGCAAACAAUUUAGCUAGUGAAUAUUAUUUGAAAUCUGAGGGACUGCCUCUUUCUGCUCCUUGCUCUUUGUUAGAGAAGGAAAAAGUUGUUCAAACCAGUACCCAAGGACAGUUAGACUGUGUCCUAACAGUACUCAAAGAUCAAGAUCUGAUUAAGGAGCCCCCAAAUCUAUUAGCUAAUGAAACUUUAGUAUAUGGUGAAGAUUUGGGGGAGAUGACUAAACUUAACUCAAAGCGAGUAUCUUGUAAGCUUCCAAAGGAUCAAAUGGAGGCCUUUGUUGAUAAUGCAGAGCAGAGUUUAAAGAAGACCUUUGUUGAUGAUGUUUGUGUUGCUUCUCAGCAUCAUCUGUCAACCCAGCAACGUCCAUUACCUGAACAAGGACAGAGUAUUGUCAGUAAAGAUGAAACAAUAUUGUCAAAAUCGGGAAAUAAGAAUUUAAAUAUUGUUAGAGGAAAUUCCUCUGAACCCAUAUGUGAAAACGAUUCCACAAUGCUCAAUAAUGAGAAACAGUUUACUAUGGCCUGUAAAAAAGAACUAAAGAAAAAUAUUCAAACAGCUAAAUGUAAUACAGCUAUAGAUUUCCACAGUAACUCAGACUUGACUAAGCAAGUUAUUCAAACUCAUAUCAAUCCUAGAGAAGCAUCAGAUCCUGUAAUUGCAUCUAAUGCUGCAACUUUUAGUAGUAUCAAACCACAUCUGAAUAAUUUGAAUGAAAAAACUGAAGAAUUGUUAGAUUUCCAACCAGUUCAUAUACCACCUUCUCCAGAACAAUUACUUGAAUUAGUAAAUAAGGCACACAGUAAUAAGAGUAUAGUGCAAGCUACAGAAAUACAUAAUGUUAACAUAGUGUCCAGCAGUGUUAAAGAUCAUAGGGAUGAAGAAAAUAAAAUUUCUCAUAAUGGAGCUGAAACCAUCUCUGUACCAUUAAUGAUGACUAUAAAAGAUAAAGUGAGGAGAUGUCCUUUGGGAAUAUUUUUGCCCAGAUUGCCAAACAAGAGAAAUUGUAGUGUCACUGGUAUUGAUGACCUGAAGCCGAUUCCAGCAGACACAACUGAUUUAAAUAACUUAGAAACUCAGCCAGUCUCCAAUAAACAUUCAGACACUGGAUUUGUUGCAGCUAAACUGAACUUAAGCCCAUCUCAAUAUAUAAAUGAGGAAAAUCUUCCUAUAUAUCCGGGUGAGAUUAAUUCCUCAGACUCUCUUAGCAUAGAUACUGAGGAAAAGGCUUUGACUGAGACAUACCAAAAAGAGAUUUCACCAUCUGAAAAUAAACUGGAAGAAACCUGCAAUAGCCAAAAAAGAACCUGGGUACAAGAAGAAGAAGAUGAUAUUCAGGAUGAGAAAAAAAUCAGAAAAAGUGAAAUUAGGUUUAGUGAUACCGCACAAGAUCAGGAGAUUUUUGAUCACCGUGCUGAAGGAGCUAUAGAUAAAAAUGCUAACAGUGUGUUGAUAAAAAGCCUGAGCAGGACCCCAUCUAGUUGCAGCAGUUCUCUGGAUUCAGUCAAGGCUGAUGGGACCUCUCUGGACUUCAGCACACACCCCAGUAGUCAAAUAGAAUCACAGUUCCUCAGAGAUACCGUUUGUGAAGAGAGCUUGAAGGAGAAACUCAAAGAUGGGAGAAUAACAAUAAAGGAGUUCUUUAUACUUCUUCAGGUCCACAUUCUGAUACAAAAACCUCGACAGAGCAAUCUCCCAACCAAAUUUACUAUAAACACAUCACCUACUCCAGAAGACCUGAUGUUAAGUCAAUAUGUUUACCGACCCAAGAUACAGAUUUAUAAAGAAGAUUGUGAAGCUCUUCGCCAGAAGAUUGAAGAAUUAAAGCUUUCUGCACUGAACCAAGAUAAACUGUUCACUGAUGUAAAUAGGAACCUAUGGGAAAAAGUGAGACACUACUCUGAUGAGGAGCUGAAGGCCUUUGGAAUUUACCUGAACAAAAUAAAAUCGCGUUUUACCAAGAUGACUAAAGUCUUCACUCACCAAGGAAAAGUGUCCCUGUACAGCAAGCUGGUACAGUCGGCUCAGAACAAGAGGGAGAAGCUUCAGACAAGGAUAGAUGAGAUGGACAGCAUACUUCAGAAGAUUGAUAACUGUCUCACUGAGGUGGAAAUAGAAACUAAGAAUUUGGAGGAUGAACAGAAAGACAAUCCUGUGGAAGAGUGGGAUUCUGAAAUGAAGGCUGCAGAGAAAGAACUGGAACAGCUGAAAACUGAAGAAGAAAAGCUUCAAAGAAAUCUCUUAGAGCUGGAGGUACAGAAAAAGCAGACCCUUGCUCAAAUAGACUUUGUGCAAAAACAAACACAUAGAACUGAAGAGCUACUGGAUCAUUUGAGCUUGUCUGAAUGGGAUGUCAUUGAGUGGAGUGAUGAUCAAGCUAUAUUCACCUUUCUUUAUGACACAGUAGAACUCACCAUCACCUUUGGAGAGCCAGUAGUUGGUCUCCGUUUCCUGGACAAGGCUUGUAGGAAGAUUGUUGACCUGAAUUUUCAAUCUCUGUUAGAUGAGGAUAAAGCUCCUCCUUCCUCCCUUUUAGUUCAUAACCUUAUUUUCCAGUACAUUGAGCAACAGCAAUCCUGGAAGAAGAAAUGUACAACACAGCAUCAGGUACCCAAGAUGCUUCAAGAAAUCUCACUGGUAGUGAGCCAUUGCAAACUUCUUGGAGAGGAGAUUGAGUUUUUAAAGCGAUGGGGACCAAAUUAUAACCUAAUGAACAUAGCUGUGAAUAAUACUGAAUUGAGGCUUUUAUUCUGCAGCUCAGCAGCAUUUGCAAAGUUUGAGAUAACUUUGUCUCUCUCAGCCCAUUACCCAUCUGUCCCAUUACCUUUCUCUAUUCAAAAUCACCUUGGAAACAUUGGCCAAGAUGAAAUUGCUGCCAUUCUAUCUAAAGCGCCACUGGAAGACAACUACCUAAAGAAUGUAGUCAAGCAAAUUUACCAAGUUCUGCUUCAGGACUGACUGCC